AUGGCGACUUCUCUCUCCUUCAUGUCUACAGACCAAAACUCUUCUCUCUCCUUCAUGUCGACAGACCAAAACUCCCUCAGAAACACUUACCUCGUCAACGGCGAGAUCCGGACAGAACCGCCAAGGAAGAGCCGUGGUCGGAAACCUGGGUCAAAGACUGGUCAGCAAAACCAGAAGAAACCGACUCUGAGAGGAAUGGGUGUGGCUAAGCUCGAGAGGUUCAUAGCUGAAGAAGAGAAGAAGAAAACGGUCGUCGUCACCGCAGGAGGAGGAGAGGGAGACACGUCAGCAGCGAGCCCUAACAGCGCUACUCGUUUCCCCGACCGUGGUGUUGUCCUGCAAGGCUUUCCAAGCUACGGUGGUGGACCUACAAACACGUCUCUCGGAGGGUAUACUCGAAGUAGGUUCCUUUGCGGUGGAGCUGGGUCGGGUCAGAUCGUGAUCGACCCGGUUUGUUCUCCAUGGGGUUUUGUUGAGACAUCUACUCAUGAGCUCUCUUCAAUCCCAAACCCUCAAAUGUAUAACGCCUCGAAUAAUCACUGUGACACUUGUUUCAAGAAGAAACGUUUGGAGGGAGAUCAAAAUGUGGUAAGAUCCAACGGUGGUGGGUUUUCGAAAUACACAAUGAUGAUUCCUCAUCCUCCUCCAAUGAACGGCUACGAUGAGCUUCUUCCACCAGAUCAGAGGAGCCAAGGCUUCUUUUAUGAUCAGAGAAUCGCCAGAUCAGCUCCAGUUUCUGCUUCCAUGAAUCCGUACUUCAACGAGACGACAAAUCUCACGGGAUCAAUGGAGGAGUUUGGUAGCAUAAACCCUAGGAACGGGACAAGAGGUGUGAAGGAAUUCGAGUUUUUCCCGAGGAAAUACGAUGAUUUCCAAGGAAAAUCAUUCCCAGUGGCUACAUCAGUAGGUGAUUGCAGUCCUAAAAUCGAUUUGUCCUUGAAGCUUUAA
This is a messenger RNA of Eruca vesicaria subsp. sativa (arugula), 948 nucleotides long. NCBI's taxonomy places the organism in Eukaryota, Viridiplantae, Streptophyta, Magnoliopsida, Brassicales, Brassicaceae. The record is from the annotation of a GenBank genome assembly.